Cadophora gregata is the source of this 912-nucleotide messenger RNA. RefSeq lists its product as uncharacterized. NCBI's taxonomy places the organism in Eukaryota, Fungi, Ascomycota, Leotiomycetes, Helotiales, Ploettnerulaceae. The record is from RefSeq and is a predicted model, not a curated record. The transcript has 3 exons. The coding region runs from base 1 to 912 and encodes 303 amino acids.
AUGGUCAAGCUCAAUUUUUCGGGUGUCCCCGGUAUGAUGGGCAUGACUGAUUCACAGCCUCGUCUCAUAACUCUUCUCAGAAGCGCGACGAAAUCGAGGAUCUUUGGACACCAAUCAAGAGAUAUGACAACACUCGAGCACCCCGGGAGUGUCCAACUGCACAGCCCGCUACUGUCUUUACCCAGGGAAGUAAGAAACAUGAUUUGGAGACAUCUCAUGGGCGGCAUGAUUAUUCAUCUAUGGAUUGAUGAAGAUUAUGGCAAGAAGCUGAGAGGUUCAUACUGCUGGGCUGAAGAUGAGAACUGCCGACUGAGAUGUAGGGCUUGGCUUCAAAAGAAAGGGACGAUCAAGUGGCCCACUAUUGGAGUUUGGGGAUUUGCUAUGUGUUGUGCGCAAGCAUAUACGGAGAGCAUACCAUAUCUCUACGAGUUGAACGCAUUCGACACUAGAUCUCCAGAGGUUGUUUGUCGCCUUCCGAGACUUAUCUCUGCACCAAAAAUAAACGCCAUAACUUCCUUUACAUUCUGCUGGACCCUCCCGAAACCACCAUCUCUCUCACCAGUAUCUCGAAGACAUUGCCAUGAGGAGAAAUUCGAAGAGGCCAAGAGAGGCUGCAAUGGUUACCAAAGAGAGUGGAUUCAAACUUGGAAAUGUCUAGCCGCAAUGCAAGGGUUGGACUUUCUGCGCAUCGAGAUCAAUAUUGUUGGACGAGAGGCAGUCACGGGAACAUGGGAAGCCGCGGACUUUUACAUCAUGACGGUUGUCAAGAUUCCCCGCACUCUCCAUGUGGUCGUGAACGAUGAGAGUGCAAGGAGGAUGAGGAGUGUCAUCAAAGCACCAAAUCUGACAAUCGUUGGUAUCCUGGAGGAGGAAGUCCAGCUGAGGCGAAAGUUAUCUGGACAAGACGACUAG